CCGCCGCACGCCCGGCUGCCAAGAUGGCGGAGGUGGAACUGCCGAGUGAGGCCCGGGUGGCCGAGCUGCUGCGGACCGACCCGUACCUGGAGCCGCACGUCGGGGAGCUGCGGAGGAGGUACAAUAAUUUCAACAGUUUGGUCAAAAGUAUCGUUGCAAAUGAAGGAAGUCUUGAUAAGUUUUCUCGUGGCUACGAAUCUUUUGGUGUCAACCAACAGGCUAAUGGUGGAAUUUAUUGCAAGGAAUGGGCCCCAGGAGCAAAGUCUAUAUCUCUUGUUGGAGAAUUCAAUGACUGGAAUGUUUCUUCCCAUCAUUACAAAUCAUUGCCAUUUGGAAAAUGGGAGCUGUACAUUCCCCCCAAAGCUGAUGGUUCAUCCCCUAUACCGCACGGAUCCAAGCUUAAGGUGGUGAUUGGGGAUGAUACUGGAAGGCAGCUAUACCGCAUCUCCCCGUGGGCACGGUACGUCACCCGGCAGGUGGCUGCCCAGACCUAUGACUGGCUGCACUGGGAUCCACCCCACCGAUACCUGCGCAGGCAUCCUCAUCCCCCGAGACCAAAGAGUGUAAGGAUCUACGAAGCUCAUGUCGGGAUAGCUUCUCCUGAAGGAACUAUCGCCACAUACAAGAACUUCACACACAACGUGCUGGCCCGCAUCAAGAAUCUGGGUUACAACUGCAUCCAGCUGAUGGCCAUCAUGGAACAUGCCUACUAUGCCAGCUUUGGCUAUCAAGUGACCAGCUUCUUUGCUGCAUCGAGCCGCUAUGGGACCCCGGAUGAGCUGAAGGAACUGGUUGACACGGCCCACUCGAUGGGAUUGCUGGUGCUCCUUGAUGUUGUCCACAGUCACGCAUCGAAAAACACGGAAGACGGGCUGAAUCUCUUUGACGGCACUGAUUCCUGCUUCUUCCACUCAGGCAGCCGUGGCACACACAGCCUGUGGGACAGCAGGAUCUUCAACUAUUCAAACUGGGAAGUCAUACGGUUCCUGCUGUCCAAUCUCCGGUGGUGGGUCGAGGAGUAUUACUUCGAUGGCUUUCGCUUUGACGGGGUGACGUCCAUGUUAUACCAUCACCACGGCAUCGCUGUCAGUUUCUCUGGUGACUACAAUGAAUAUUUCGGUCUUCAAGUUGACGAGGAAUCCUUGGCCUACCUAGCCCUGUCAAACUACAUGCUGCACACCUUCUACCCAAACUUCAUCAGCAUCGCAGAGGAUGUGUCAGGAAUGCCCACACUCUGCCGACCAGUGACGGAGGGAGGCGGAGGAUUCGACUUCCGACUGGCCAUGGCGAUUCCCGACAAGUGGAUCCAGAUCUUGAAGGAGCUGAAGGAUGAGGAUUGGGACAUGGGCAACAUUGUGCACACACUUACCAACCGGCGGUAUGGAGAGAAGACCAUCGCCUACGCUGAGAGCCACGACCAGGCUCUUGUUGGGGACAAGACCUUGGCAUUCUGGCUGAUGGAUGCGGAGAUGUAUACCAACAUGAGUGUGCUGACGCCCCUGACACCAGUGAUAAACCGUGGAAUCCAGUUACACAAGAUGAUCCGGCUGAUCACACACACUCUGGGAGGCGAGGGGUACCUGAACUUUAUUGGCAAUGAGUUUGGCCACCCUGAAUGGCUGGACUUUCCCCGGAAAGGAAACAAUGAAAGUUACCAUUACGCCAGGCGCCAGUUUAACCUCCCGGACAGCCACCUGCUGCGCUACAGCCUCCUCAACACGUUUGACAGGGACAUGAACAACUUGGAAGAGAGAUGCGGUUGGCUGGCAGCACCGCCGGCAUACGUGAGUGAAAAGCACGAAGAAAACAAGGUCAUCGCCUUCGAGCGCGCAAAUCUUCUCUUCAUCUUCAACUUCAACCAUGAGAAGAGUUUCCCUGACUACAGGGUAGGAAUAGACUUGCCUGGGAAGUAUAAGAUAGUGCUGGACAGUGAUGCAGCAGAGUACGGCGGCCACAGUAGGUUGGACCACAACACCGAGUUCUUCACAGAGCCCCGACCUCAGAACAAUCGCCUCAACUCUCUGCUGUUGUCCCAUGUUGACCCCGACCAUGUUCAGCGGAAGACUCAUGCCUCGGAGGUCUACAUCCCCAGCCGGACGGCCAUCAUCCUCGCUCGCGUGGACCCCUCCCAGUGACCGGGAGCUUGGCACCGAGGACAGGGCAUGUUAACCCACCACCCCCCCGCUCCGUGCUCUGACACAGGGCCCCACCCUGCUCAAGUUUUCACAUUAAAUGUCUGUAAACAAACA
Molecule: messenger RNA, 2249 nt
Organism: Pristis pectinata (smalltooth sawfish)
Lineage: Eukaryota; Metazoa; Chordata; Chondrichthyes; Rhinopristiformes; Pristidae
Gene: gbe1b
Product: glucan (1,4-alpha-), branching enzyme 1b
Exons: 17
Coding region: 24-2135 (703 amino acids)
Biological process (GO): glycogen biosynthetic process
Cellular component (GO): cytoplasm
Molecular function (GO): cation binding; hydrolase activity, hydrolyzing O-glycosyl compounds; 1,4-alpha-glucan branching enzyme activity
Source: RefSeq, a predicted model, not a curated record